This is a messenger RNA of Scheffersomyces amazonensis, 612 nucleotides long. Its product is annotated as anaphase promoting complex subunit 11. Gene Ontology annotation, biological process: protein ubiquitination; positive regulation of mitotic metaphase/anaphase transition; anaphase-promoting complex-dependent catabolic process. NCBI's taxonomy places the organism in Eukaryota, Fungi, Ascomycota, Pichiomycetes, Serinales, Debaryomycetaceae. Gene Ontology annotation, cellular component: anaphase-promoting complex; nucleus. The transcript has a single exon. Gene Ontology annotation, molecular function: cullin family protein binding; zinc ion binding; ubiquitin protein ligase activity. The record is from RefSeq and is a predicted model, not a curated record. Bases 101 to 529 code for a protein of 142 amino acids.
AGAGAUUUGUGUAUAAAGAGCCGUUUGUUAUGUUAGAUUUUUUCUGAGGAUAUAACCCUUUGUUGAUAUUUAUACUAUUACACUGAAACGACCAAUUAACAUGAAGGUCAAGAUAGUUGAGUGGCAUGGGUUCUCAACAUGGCAUUGGAAUCUCGUGUCUGAUAACAAUGGGUCAUCAUCCGAAUAUAUUGAUGAACUAUGUGGGAUUUGUCGUGUAGCAUUCGAUGGUACAUGUCCUAAUUGUCGAUAUCCAGGAGAUGAAUGUCCCAUUGUACUCGGAGCUGGAUGUAGUCAUAAUUUCCAUCUUCAUUGUAUUAUUAAAUGGUUGGAACAGAAUACUUCUAAGGGUCUUUGUCCUAUGUGUAGACAAGUAUUCACAUAUAAGGAAACUAAUGCAGUAGGAUCAGAAGAAAUGGUUAAUUUACAGAAUUUAAUUAUGGGUCAUAAGUCACUUCGUGAUAGUGGUAGAGAUGCGGGACAAAUGAUUGAAUCUAUGUCUGAAGAUGGAGAUCUACAAAUGACUACUUAGUAAUAGUCAUACUCGUACUCAUACUCAUACUCAUACUCAUAUUAAUCCGUAACUAGUCUUAGUCUGGCCUUCCCUAAGACCGA